AUGGCUCCGUGGACCCACAGGAACCACUCUCUGGGUGCAUGGCCAGACUCCCCCACCCUUGCACCCCAUCCUAGUGCACUACCAGGGGUGCCAUGGGCGGCAGCACUGGCCGGGGCGCUGCUGGCCUUGGUCACGGUGGGAGGCAACCUGCUGGUGACCGUGGCCAUCGCCCUGACACCGAGACUCCAGACUAUCACCAACGUGUUUGUGACCUCGCUUGCCACAGCCGACUUGGUGGUGGGGCUCCUAGUGGUGCCUCCGGGAGCCACCCUGGCGCUGACUGGCCACUGGCCUUUGGGCGCCACCGGCUGUGAGCUAUGGACGUCGGUGGACGUGCUCUGCGUGACUGCCAGCAUCGAAACACUGUGCGUCCUGGCCGUGGACCGCUACUUGGCCGUGACCAGCCCGCUGCGGUACCGCGCCCUGGUCACCAAGCGCCGCGCGCGGGCGGCCGUGGUGCUGGUGUGGGCGGUGGCGGCCGCGGUGUCCUUCGCGCCCAUCAUGAGCCAGUGGUGGCGCGUGGGCGCCGACGCCGAGGCGCAGCUCUGCCACUCCAACCCGCGCUGCUGCUCCUUCGCCUCCAACGUGCCAUAUGCCCUGCUCUCCUCCUCCGUGUCCUUCUACCUGCCGCUCGUGGUGAUGCUCUUCGUCUAUGCGCGCGUCUUCAUCGCGGCCAGGCGGCAACUGCGCUUGCUGCGCGGGGAGCUGGGCCGCUUCCCGCCCCGGAGCUCCCAGACACCCCCGUCCGGCUCCCGGUCCCCCGCCGAGGCGGCCGAGAUGCUCGCUGAGCCUGAGGCCGGUCCCCCCUGUGGUCCGCGGCCCGCGCGCCUCCUGCCCCUCCGGGAACACCGGGCGCUGCGCACCCUGGGGCUCAUCGUGGGUACCUUCACCCUCUGCUGGCUGCCCUUCUUCCUGGCGAACGUGCUGCGCGCCCUUGGGGGGCCCUCGCUCGUCCCCAACUCGGUUCUCCUCCCCCUUAACUGGCUGGGCUACGUGAACUCCGCCUUCAACCCGCUCAUCUACUGCCGCAGCUCGGACUUCCGCAGCGCCUUCCGCCGGCUUCUGUGCCGUCGCUCAGACUGCCAACCCCAAGCGCCCCGCACCGCCGCCUCCCCGGGCCGGGCCAGCCCCAUGGGGCCCGCCGGUAGGUAA
This is a messenger RNA of Octodon degus (degu), 1152 nucleotides long. RefSeq names its product adrenoceptor beta 3 (gene Adrb3). Bases 1 to 1152 code for a protein of 383 amino acids. The transcript has a single exon. Lineage: Eukaryota; Metazoa; Chordata; Mammalia; Rodentia; Octodontidae. Gene Ontology annotation, molecular function: norepinephrine binding; beta3-adrenergic receptor activity; epinephrine binding. The record is from RefSeq and is a predicted model, not a curated record. Gene Ontology annotation, biological process: adenylate cyclase-activating adrenergic receptor signaling pathway; norepinephrine-epinephrine-mediated vasodilation involved in regulation of systemic arterial blood pressure. Gene Ontology annotation, cellular component: membrane.